AUGUCAACUAACAGCAAGCAACCUUUAUCAAGCUCCAUUUCAAAAGUUUUUAGCGUAGCUGUUUUAAGAAAUGAUGGAUCAAGAAUAUAUUCAAAAUAUUACAAUUCAUGCUUUCCUGAUUAUUUUAGCACUGUUAAAGAGGGUGAUUUAAAAGAUUUAAAUGUAUAAAAAGCUUUUGAAAAGAAUAUAUUUGAAAAAAGUAGAAAAUUGGUCAAUAUUAAAGCCAUGAAACCUUCAGACACUGAAAUAUUUGGAUAUGGUCGCUUUACCAUACUUUUCAAGAUUUUAUCAGAUGUGUAAAUUUACAUAAUCGCUGAUCCUGAUGAAAAUGAAGCACUUCUUGCAGCUGCAUUAAAAUGUUUGGUUGAUAGUAUGAGUAACUUUUCUAAGGAGUAAAUCAAUAAUAAAAUAGUAUGCGAAAACUAUGAAGGGUUGAUACUAAUCAUUGAUGAAAUAAUUGAUUAAGGUAUUAUAGUCAAUAUUGAACCAGGUGUUAUAAUCUCCAGAUAUACUAUGUUAGAUUGCGAUGAUGCAUUAAGUGCAGGAGUUGGAUAAUCUCAAGCUAAUACAACAAGCAGUAGUUAAAAUAGUUAAAGUUCAUCAAUAUCUACCUAAGCCAGUAGCACAGUAGGUUUUUUAAAAUCAUUGUUUAACAGAUGA
Tetrahymena thermophila SB210 is the source of this 660-nucleotide messenger RNA. RefSeq names its product clathrin adaptor complex small chain. The transcript is spliced from 5 exons. Gene Ontology annotation, biological process: retrograde vesicle-mediated transport, Golgi to endoplasmic reticulum; intra-Golgi vesicle-mediated transport; intracellular protein transport. NCBI's taxonomy places the organism in Eukaryota, Ciliophora, Oligohymenophorea, Hymenostomatida, Tetrahymenidae. Gene Ontology annotation, cellular component: COPI vesicle coat. The record is from RefSeq and is a predicted model, not a curated record.